AUGUGGUUCCUGCGCCUGCUCCAGGAGCCUGAACAGUAUCGGCAUGAAGGAUCUGGACCGAAGGCUCUGGCUGUCACUGUGCUGCUCUGGACCCAUAGAGGAGACAAGGAUGGAGCUCACAAGGGCACGCGGGCCUCACCAGCUGCCUCACUCAGAGAUGUCUUCCCACUUCACCCUUGGCACCCUCAGGUAGCAGUAUGGGGUGGAGAGAGGGUGGUCUCUCACGUGGAGAGUCAAGGACUCUCCUCAGAGGCCCCAACCAUUGGGGAAGGACAAGCCACAGGCAUCAAGGAGAUCGCUGGGGAAUUGACAGUGGCCCCCACACCUGAGCAGCCAGAGCGAGGUGUCCACUUCGUCACAACAGCCCCCACCCUGAAGCUGCUCAACCAUCAUCCACUGCUAGAAGAAUUCCUUCAAGAGGGGCUGGAGACAGGCGAGGAGGAGCUGAAACCUGCACUGCCCUUCCAGCCUGACCCACCUACACCGUUCACCCCAAGCCCCCUCCCUCGCCUGGCCAAUCAGGACAGCCGCCCCAUCUUUACCAGCCCCACUCCUGCCAUAGCUGCAGCACCCACACAGCCCCAGCCCAGGGAGGGACCUUGGAGCCUAGAGUCAGAGCUCCCUUUGCUUCGUAUCACAGCCCCUCUACCUCCAGGGCCUAGCCUUGCAGUGCCCACCCUAUACCCAGGGGAGAGACCUAGUACCACACCCCCCAGUAGAGCCUGGACUCCAACCCAGGAGGGCCCUGGAGAUAUGGGCAGGCCAUGGGCUCCAGAGGCCAUGUCCCAGACUACAGGGCGUGGGACUGAGGGCACCAUUGCCACCUCCACAGCUUCUGGAGAUGACGAGGAGACCACAACCACCAUCACCAUCAUUACCACCACCAUCACCACAGUUCAGCCGCCAGGCCCUUGUAGUUGGAAUUUUUCUGGCCCAGAGGGCUCUCUGGACUCCCCCCAAGCCCACAGCUCACCCUCUGAUGUCGGCCUGGACUGUUUCUACUACAUCUCUGUGUACCCUGGCUAUGGUGUGGAGAUCAAGGUCCAGAACAUCAGCCUCCGGGAGGGAGAGACAGUCACUGUGGAGGGCCUUGGGGUCCCUGACCCAUUGCCCCUGGCCAACCAGUCUUUCCUUCUCCGGGGCCAAGUCAUCCGCAGCACCACACACCAAGCAGCCCUGAGGUUCCAGAGCCUCCCGCCACCUGCUGGGCCUGGCACCUUCCGUUUCCACUACCAAGCCUACCUCCUGAGCUGUCACUUUCCCCGACGACCAGCCUAUGGAGAUGUGACUGUCACCAGCCUCCACCCAGGAGGCAAUGCCCACUUCCACUGUGCCACUGGCUACCAGCUUAAGGGUGCCAGGCUCCUUACUUGUCUCAAUGCCACCCAGCCCUUCUGGGAUUCUCAGGAGCCUGUCUGUAUCGCUGCCUGUGGUGGUGUGAUCCGAAAUGCCACAACUGGCCGCAUUGUCUCUCCGGGCUACCCGGGCAACUAUAGCAACAACCUCACCUGCCACUGGCUGCUUGAGGCUUCUGAGAGUCAGAGGCUGCACCUGCACUUUGAGAAGGUUGCUCUGGCAGAGGAUGAUGACAGGCUUAUCAUUCGCAAUGGGGACAACGUGGAGGCCCCACCUGUGUAUGAUUCCUAUGAGGUGGAAUACCUGCCCAUCGAGGGCUUGCUCAGCUCUGGCAGACACUUCUUUGUGGAACUCAGUACAGAUAGCAGCGGGGCAGCUGCCGGCAUGGCCCUGCGCUAUGAGGCCUUCCAGCAGGGCCACUGCUAUGAGCCCUUUGUCAAAUAUGGCAACUUCAGCAGCAGCGCACCCUCAUACCCUGUGGGUACCACUGUGGAGUUCAGCUGUGACCCUGGCUAUACCCUGGAGCAGGGCUCUAUCAUCAUUGAGUGCAUUGACCCCCACGACCCACAGUGGAAUGAGACAGAGCCAGCCUGCCGAGCUGUGUGCAGUGGGGAGAUCACAGACUCGGCUGGCGUAGUCCUCUCCCCGAACUGGCCAGAGCCCUAUGGCCGAGGACAGGACUGCAUCUGGGGUGUGCAUGUGGAAGAGGACAAGCGCAUCAUGCUGGACAUCCGAGUGCUGCGCAUAGGCCCUGGUGAUGUACUUACCUUCUAUGAUGGGGAUGACCUGACAGCCCGGGUCCUGGGCCAGUACUCAGGGCCACGUGGACACUUCAAGCUCUUUACCUCCAUGGCUGAUGUCACCAUCCAGUUCCAGUCGGACCCUGGGACUUCAGUGCUGGGUUACCAGCAAGGAUUUGUCAUCCACUUCUUUGAGGUGCCCCGCAAUGACACAUGUCCAGAGCUGCCCGAAAUCCCCAAUGGCUGGAAGAAUCCAUCACAGCCUGAGCUGGUGCACGGCACUGUAGUCACUUACCAGUGUUACCCUGGGUACCAGGUGGUAGGAUCCAGUGUUCUCAUGUGCCAGUGGGACCUAAGCUGGAGUGAGGAUCUGCCUUCAUGCCAGAGGGUGACUUCCUGUCAUGACCCUGGGGACGUAGAGCACAGCCGACGCCUCAUAUCCAGCCCCAGGUUUCCUGUGGGAGCAACCGUGCAGUAUAUCUGUGAUCAGGGUUUUGUGCUGACGGGCAGUGCCAUCCUCACCUGCCAUGACUGCCAGGCUGGCAGCCCCAAAUGGAGUGACCGGGCUCCCAAAUGUCUUUUGGAACAGCUCAAGCCAUGCCAUGGCCUCAGUGCCCCCAAGAAUGGUGCUCGAAGUCCUGAGAAGCGGCUACACCCAGCAGGGGCCACUGUCCACUUCUCAUGUGCACCUGGCUAUGUGCUGAAAGGCCAGGCCAGCAUCAAAUGUGUACCUGGGCACCCUUCACACUGGAGUGACCCUCCACCCAUCUGUAGGGCUGCCUCUCUGGAUGGGUUCUACAACGGCCGUAGCCUGGAUGUCGCCAAGGCACCUGCUACCUCCAGUACCCUGGAUGCUGCCCACAUUGCAGCUGCCAUCUUCCUGCCACUAGUAGCAAUGGUGCUGUUAGUGGGAGGUGUGUACCUCUACUUCUCCAGGCUCCAAGGAAAAAGCCCUCUGCAGCUGCCCCAAACACGUCCUCGUCCAUACAACCGCAUCACCGUGGAGUCAGCAUUUGACAAUCCAACUUAUGAGACUGGAGAGAUGAGAGAAUAUGAAGUCUCCAUCUAGGUGGGGGUAGCCUGGGGAAGCUCACUCAGGCCAGCCUCAUGGUCCAGCAGCAGGGCUUCUGGCUUUCUGCUGUCCCUUCAUCUCUUUUACAUACCACCUGGGAAGAGAUGCCACCAAUCCCUCAUGAAGUUGUGCCCAUCCCUGCCUGCAGUGCCCAUCAUGGCCUAUUUUCUUGGUACCACUGCCCACUUAGGGCCCAUCCUUGGGCCCUAGUCAGGGGGUACCUGACUGAGUAGAACACAGCUGGAGCACGUCAUCAACAGCCAGUAUCCUCCUGACCCUCCUGCCUGGAAGUCAUAGACAGAGCAGAAGCACUUUUCUCCAUAUGGCCACUAUCCACCCCUGGCAUGCAGGACUCUCCAGCCAGGUGGGUGGUGGCAGAAACUGCACCAGGGUGCUCCUCACAGGGCCAUCACAAGUGGCCAAAACUGCUCUCAGUGGUGACCUCUGGGCAGUCCUGGCAUGCCAACAUCAGCCCCUAGGGUUCUCUAAAGCUCCAGAAAUGGACAUUUCUGCAUCCUGCUCCAUCCUGGUGGAGGCAGUAAUUCUAAGAGACCCUAAAGGGGCUCAGAGACUCUACCGCAAACUCAGAUUGGGCUUCACUGGGUACACAUGCUCCACACCAAAGCAGGAUGCCCCACUGCUCCCUGGCAGCCCUAAACCCUGGAGGGAGCCCUUCCCCUGAUGUGUAUCUGGCUCUUACAAACACUCCCUUUCCCUCUAGUCCCUCCUCCUGCCACUAUGUUAUGCAUAAGGGGAAUAGGUAGGUAUAUUCUGGAGAGGAACAGAGGUCCAAAGACCCAGGAAUUUGGCAUGGAACAAUGAAGAGAGCCCCAGGGCUGGCUGAAGGCCACUUUGUACCUAUAAUGUACUAUAUGGGGUCUGGGCUCCAGCCAGAGAAUGAUCUUUUAUUUCUGUUGUUUCCUUAUUAAAAUGGUGUUUUUGAAAAAAAAAAUCAAGCAA
This is a messenger RNA of Fukomys damarensis (Damara mole-rat), 4128 nucleotides long. It is a transcript of the gene Sez6, whose product is annotated as seizure related 6 homolog. Gene Ontology annotation, cellular component: neuronal cell body; dendritic shaft; dendritic spine. The record is from RefSeq and is a predicted model, not a curated record. The transcript is spliced from 19 exons. Gene Ontology annotation, biological process: regulation of dendrite development; synapse maturation. NCBI's taxonomy places the organism in Eukaryota, Metazoa, Chordata, Mammalia, Rodentia, Bathyergidae. Bases 1 to 3165 code for a protein of 1054 amino acids.